This is a messenger RNA of Megalobrama amblycephala (Wuchang bream), 946 nucleotides long. It is a transcript of the gene mlana, whose product is annotated as melan-A. Gene Ontology annotation, cellular component: melanosome. The transcript has 5 exons. The coding region runs from base 112 to 489 and encodes 125 amino acids. The record is from RefSeq and is a predicted model, not a curated record. Lineage: Eukaryota; Metazoa; Chordata; Actinopteri; Cypriniformes; Xenocyprididae.
GCUGAACCCGUGACGGUCAUGAGAACUUCUCAAGGGCUUUCAGAGCCGCUCUGAACCUCAGCAGAUCCACAGUCACAGCAGACGCUCUCACAAUCACAGUGUUUGACGAUCAUGUCUUACGGUGGAUCAGGUUCAGUGUCUCGAGGAGAAUUCAGUGUUCAUUUCUCCAGCAGACGAGGAACAGGAUUCAUCCGAGCUGAAGAGGCGGCAGGAAUCGCGUUACUGGCCGUGAUCCUCACAGCGCUGCUCAUUCUAGGAUGCUGGUACUACCGCCGACGGGGCGGAUACAAGAUGAUCCGGAGUGGACGAGGCAACGGUCAGUCGUGGAGAGAGAUGAUGAGGACGGGUCAGCACAGCGAGUCCGGAUCCGGGGAGGAAAACAAAGUGGCCUUGAAUGAAUUCAGCAACCUGCAACCAGCGAUUCCCAACGCUCCUCCAGCCUAUGAGAAGAUCGUCUCCGGACCGUCACCUCCUCCUUACUCACCAUGAAAUCAGAUCCUAAAGAAGAAUCUGUGGAAAUCUGUAAUGUUUGGGAUGAACAGUCACAUGACAGAAGUAAUGCAUCUCAACACCUGAUCCUGAGGAUUCUUACCAAAGCUUGAGGACUGGAAAUCUCUGACACUAAAGUGCUUUUUUGAGUUUAAAUAAAGUUCUAGUUUAGUUCAAGGUAUAAAUGUUUUAAUGUCAGGAGUAUUGCCUUCUGUUACGGAUGAUUUACUUUUAAACUAUAAUCCUUUUCAAACAUGUAUUUCUUUUCCAAGUGUAUCAUUGUAAAGGUGAACAACAGUAAUGAAACUUGUACCUACAUAUUCCUCGAGCAGCGGGAAAUCUCUGACUCGGGUAUACGAGACAAGCUACGUUUCUAUGAGGAGAUGCUGAGCUUCUUAUGCAGUGAACGGCAUCACUGCACUGUGCAAACUGUUCAAUAAAACAUUAAUGUAAAGCA